AUGUGGCGUGGCCGCCUCGCAUUCGUGAACAGCAUUCCGGGCGUCGACUACCCGCAGCUGCUGCCACCAUUGGUGCAGUAUACUGGCCCUGUCGUGGAUGUGAAGAAGAUGGAGCCCUUCCCAGCGGAAGUAGAGGCCUGGAUUGAGUCCGUGCCGGACGACAUGCCCAUCGUCUAUGUCAGCUACGGUACCAUCGUGCGGCUGACGCCGGAGAGGGUGGCUGCAACGAUUGCGGCCUUGACGUCCACAACGCACUACACCUUGUGGGCGCUGCCGAAGCCGCAGCAAGUUGGCCUACCAGAUACACUGCCUCCAAGCAUCAUGAUCCACCACUGGAUCCCCACUGCGCGAGCGCUGGCUCAUCCCAAGGUCAAGGCCUUCGUGUCUCAUUGUGGAGGGAAUUCGGCUGUGGAGUCCAUGGCCAUGGGCAAGCCACUCAUCGGCUACCCGCAGUUUGGCGAUCAGAUGGCCGUCUGCCGUAGAAUCGCAGAUGCUGGCGCCGGGAUCACAGGUCCACAGGGCGGCUGGGUCCAGGUCGAGGACGUUCGGCAAGUGCUCGGAGACGCACGAUUUGCCGCACGAGCGAGGACCAUGUCGCGGUUGCUGGACAAGUUCGGGGGCACGUCCCGCGCUGCCGACCUCCUGGAGCUGGCCGCUGCAGGGGAUCUCGAGCCGCUGAAGACGCCACUGGAAGGCUCCGCCAGCUCCUUCUUCUACAUGGGAGGCUAUGACCUUCUGAUCUACGCGCAGCUGCUAAUGCUGUUCUUCUUCUUCCUGUGUCUCUUGGCUGAAUUGGAGCACACGCUGCUGCCGGUGCUGCUGUUGGAGGAGAUCAGUGCCAUUUCCGCGAGGAAAUAUCAUUUCCUUGUCGUUGGAGUGCCAUUGUCCCCGCUUCACAACUGCGUGUCGAUCGCGCAGGAGCUCUGCCUCAGAGGCCACAACGUCACCGUCAUGAGCUUCGCAGACCGAGGACGGCAGAAGGUGGCAAAAUACUCUCCCAAAUGCAAGCUGAACUACAUCAGCUUGGGUGAGCUGCCUGUCAGUGAUGACAAGGAGGAAGCACUGGUGCGCGAAAUGCUGACCACGAACAGCACCAUACACCAGAUCUCCUUCAUGAUGAAGAACGUGAUGACGCCCUACUUCGAGCAGCUACCAUCGGGAGUGUCCAAGGCACUCGAGGCUGGGGAAGUGCAGCCGGACUUCGCCUUGCUGGGGCUCCCCUUCGGCCUCGUGGGCCGCGAGUUGCAGAAGCGCGGCAUCGACUUUGCGGUGAACGUUCCGACCAUCCUCGUUCCACCGCUGAAUCCGUGGGCCUCCUCCUAUGUACCGCUUCCUUUCUACCUGGUGAACCCUCACAAUAUGACCUUCGUGGACAGGUUGGCUGUCAUUGGUGGCAACUCGCUGCUGAAUUUUGGGCGAAACCUGGCGGUGGCAGCGGGCUUCCAGUUCUCCUUCAUGCCUGACCUUAGCCCGGAUAUGUGGCGUGGCCGCCUCGCAUUCGUGAACAGCAUUCCGGGCGUGGACUACCCGCAGCUGCUGCCACCAUUGGUACAGUACACUGGCCCGGUCGUGGAUGUGAAGAAGAUGGAGCCCUUCCCAGCAGAAGUAGAGUCCUGGAUCGAGUCCGUGCCAGAUGACAUGCCCAUCGUCUACGUCAGCUAUGGUACUAUCGUACGGUUGACUCCAGAAAGGGUGGCUGCAGCGAUUGCGGCCUUGACGUCAACAACGCACUACACCUUGUGGGCGCUGCCGAAGCCGCAGCAAGUCGGCCUACCAGAUACACUGCCUCCGAGCAUCAUGAUCCACCAUUGGAUCCCCACUGCGAGGGCACUGGCUCAUCCCAAGGUGAAGGCAUUCGUGUCCCAUUGCGGAGGAAAUUCGGCUGUGGAGUCCAUGGCCAUGGGCAAGCCACUUAUUGGCUACCCGCAGUUUGGCGAUCAGAUGGCCGUCUGCCGCAGAAUUGCAGAUGCUGGCGCAGGGGUCACAGGUCCACAGGGCGGCUGGGUCCAGGUUGAGGACGUUCGGCAAGUGCUCGGAGACCCUCGGUUUGCAGCAAGGGCAAGGAGCCCAUGCGCAUAUAUUGGGCAAUCAUCACUGUUGGAGUUGUCAGCUUCCUUUUUGGUCCUCUCAUUUUGGAUGGGCCCUUGGCGUUCUUUUGAUCAGAUUUUCUUCGCUUUGAGUAGCGAUGUUGCUAUCACGCUCAUGUUGGGACAUCUCAGUGGAACGUUGCCUGCACUUCUGUCAUCAUCAUGA
Molecule: messenger RNA, 2253 nt
Organism: Symbiodinium pilosum
Lineage: Eukaryota; Dinophyceae; Suessiales; Symbiodiniaceae
Source: the annotation of a GenBank genome assembly